AUGUCGCGCAGACGAGAAUUUUUUUUGGGAUGCCGCACUGCAUUGGUUGCAACAGCAUUUAUGGGGAAAAGGAAAUUGCAAGGUAAUAAGAAUGAACUCAAUCGAAAGCGACUCAAAAAUGAGCAGGAUGCUUUGCUAGAGCAAGGUUUAUUCGAUAAAGCACUGUCUCAUACAUCAGAACAAAAAUGGGAAGACGUCGAGCAAGAUUACGAGAUGGUCCCAAGAGCAUCUUACGAUGAUUCAAAAAUUGUCGAGGGUUUGCCCACCAAGAAUGCAGACGGAAAGAUUACACGUAACUUGCGAAAGGUUGAGCUUGAAACUCACAAAAGUGAAGACGAAGCUGACCUCGAAACUGCAACUGAAGUUGAGAUAACACAAGAGGCAAACGAAGAGGAAAAAGAUCCAUAUGCACAUUUACCGCCUGCUGAGAGGCUCACGCUAUUAAAGGAAGAAAUAGCUGAACUAUCUUCGUCUUUACUUGAGGACCCGGAAAGUAAUUUCAAGAAUUUAACAAGGUUGAGAAAAAUGUCUGAAUCGAAGAAUUUUGCGACUAGUCAGUUGGCAACUUCAGCCUUAAUACCUGUCUUCAAGGCUCUUGCUCCAUCAUAUUGCAUAAGACCGCUUACCGAUGCCGAAAAGCGUGAGAAGGUAAGUAAGGAAGUUGCUCGUCUCCGUCAAUUCGAGCAAUCAUUGGCAAUGAACUACUGUCAAUUUGUAGAUCACUUGGCAACUUUGGCCAAGAUUUCGGUUCUGAACUCGAGAAACAACAAAAGCAUAACAUCUCAGAUGAUCAAGCGAGGAUCUUUAGCGUGUAAAGUUGCAUGUGAAUUAAGUACUUCAUCCUUGCGUUUCUUUAAUCAUCGAAAUGAGUUAUUCAAACUAAUUAUCAGGCGUCUCAAUAGAAGACCGCUGGAUCCCGAUGACCUCGAGGUUUUUAACAGGUGCUUGAGAACGCUUGAAACCCUUUUAAAAGAAGACGAAGAAUCAGGUGAGAUUUCUUUGGAAGUGACGAGAUUGUUGUGCAAGACGUUGCGAGAAAAGAAGUUUCGAGUUGAUGAAUCCGUUAUAAACAUUUUCUUGAGUUUGUCGCUUCUCAAUGACUAUGACCCUAAUGGAAAUAAAGAAGCUGAUGAUAAGCCGAAGUUGAAGAAAAAGGAUAGAGUCCAUUUGUCAAAAAAGGAGAGAAAAGCUAGAAAGGAAAGGAUAGAGAUAGAGGCAGAAAUGAACAGAGCAGAACAAGUGGUCACCGCUGCCGAGCGAGAAAAGUUCCAAGCUCAAGCUUUGAAAGAAUUGUUAACGUUGUACUUGAAUAUUUUGAAGGCAGGAGCUUUAGGAAGCGACAAUGGGACUGCUACCAAGUUGAUUGCCCCUGUUCUUGAGGGUCUCUCUAGAUAUGGUCGCAUGGCUAAUUUUGAUCUUUUAGGAGACUUUUUAGAGGUUUUGAGAGAGAUUCUUGACACCUCCAUUGAAGAGUUGAAUUCCGCAGGAGAAGGCGGGAUCGAUGAUAACAAUGACGACUCAAAUCGCAUGAAAGUUGUCUUGUUAUGUGUUGUGACUUCUUUUUCUUUGGUUACUAACAAUGCAUCAGUGGGCAAACUUCCAAUUUCAUUGGAUCUUUCUAAGUUUGUUACCUCACUAUACACAAUUAUAUCGGAAAUCAGUCUUGAUUGUGACUUAGAACUUUCCCUGAAAUCAUUGCGCUUAGCUGAUCCACUUGCCGGUGAUCGCCCGUUCAAGCCUUCGGUUAAUGUCUCAACAAGAACGGAAUUGUUGUUGCGUUGCCUUGAUUCAAUAUUUUUUGGAUCCAAAAAUGGAACAGCGUCUCGUGCAUCCGCAUUCACCAAAAGAUUGUACAUCACUAUUUUGCAGACUCCAGAAAAGUCUUCAUUGGCGUUGCUAAAAUUCGUAGGGAAGCUAGUCUCCCGUUAUGAUGAGAGUAUCAAGGGUUUGUGGAACACGGAAGAGCGUAUUGAUGGUAACGGUGUUUACAACCUUGGCAUUGAAAGAAAUGGCAUGAUAGUUGACUUGGACAGAAGUAAAAGCGAAGCCGCGACGUUGUGGGAAAAUGUUCUUUUAGAUAAGCAUUACAGUCCUAUGGUACGAGAUGGAGCUAGAUCGUUGUUCAAAAACAGUAAGCUUCAUGACAAGACUUAG
Messenger RNA from Meyerozyma guilliermondii ATCC 6260, 2154 nucleotides. RefSeq lists its product as uncharacterized. The coding region runs from base 1 to 2154 and encodes 717 amino acids. Gene Ontology annotation, cellular component: nucleolus. The record is from RefSeq and is a predicted model, not a curated record. The transcript has a single exon. Gene Ontology annotation, molecular function: chromatin binding. Gene Ontology annotation, biological process: DNA replication initiation. Lineage: Eukaryota; Fungi; Ascomycota; Pichiomycetes; Serinales; Debaryomycetaceae.